AUGACGACGAAGUCGGAUGUUUACCAGAUGGGCCUUAUACUGCACUUGAUGGCGACCUGGAGGCAUCUCCCGUGCGGAAGUGAUCCUGCUCUGAUCGAGCUGCCGGCUGAGGCGCAGAGUGUUGUUGGGCUGUUGUCAUUUAUUGUUUGGUAUCUGCAGGUCGAGCCCAACGAUCGGGCGGAUUGUGAUACUGAUUUGGAGCAUGGGUGUCUGCCGGCGGUGGAGAUGCUGGAGCAGAGGAGGGAUGCACUGUUCAAGAGGGAUGGGGCGCUGGAUAGGAGGCUGUGGAGUGCGAUCGAGUUUGGGUGA
Molecule: messenger RNA, 309 nt
Organism: Saxophila tyrrhenica
Lineage: Eukaryota; Fungi; Ascomycota; Dothideomycetes; Mycosphaerellales; Extremaceae
Exons: 1
Coding region: 1-309 (102 amino acids)
Source: RefSeq, a predicted model, not a curated record